Messenger RNA from Ctenopharyngodon idella (grass carp), 651 nucleotides. It is a transcript of the gene ccl20a.3, whose product is annotated as chemokine (C-C motif) ligand 20a, duplicate 3. The transcript is spliced from 4 exons. NCBI's taxonomy places the organism in Eukaryota, Metazoa, Chordata, Actinopteri, Cypriniformes, Xenocyprididae. The record is from RefSeq and is a predicted model, not a curated record. Gene Ontology annotation, biological process: immune response; positive regulation of GTPase activity; monocyte chemotaxis. Gene Ontology annotation, cellular component: extracellular region. Gene Ontology annotation, molecular function: chemokine activity; CCR chemokine receptor binding. The coding region runs from base 154 to 453 and encodes 99 amino acids.
UUUUUGUUUGUACAUCUGUUUACGUAUGCACGGAAAACCCUGUCUAGGUUGUUUCCAUGUCCAACAGCCUAUAUAAAGCUAUCACUCUCACUGCUGCCCCACUUCACAUCUGACUCUUGCUCUGAGGAUCUCACACACACAGACAGAGAGACAAUGACUCGGGUUUCAGCUAUCGUGAUCGUGCUGAUGGUUGUGGCUCUCAGUGUAUUCUCUGCAGAUGCCUCAGCUUUGUCAUGUUGCAGAAAGUACACCAAAGGAAAAGUACCAAUGCAUAUUAUCAAAGGAUAUUCCAUUCAGUACAUGACAAGAAACUGCCACAUCAAUGCUGUAAUAUUCCACACAAACGGAGGCAAGAACAUUUGCACAGACCCCACCAAAGACUGGGUGAUGGAUGGCAUCCGUAAACUGAGGGAUAAAGUGCAAGCGAUCAGCAAAAAACAUUCAAAAGUCUAAUUUUACAACUUCUGAAGCUGAACAGAUGUUACAAGAAUAAUUCUUUAUGGAGGAAGAUCUAUUUCUUUAUGAAAUUUGCAUAUGUACUCUGCAUAUUUGUAUAUGCAUGUUAUUUUGUACUAUUUGUUUGUUUGCUUUUUAAUUCAAUGCAUUAAAAUUAUUUUUUUUAUAUAAAGUGAAAACUUUGUAUGUUGUAUG